Molecule: messenger RNA, 1638 nt
Organism: Phodopus roborovskii (desert hamster)
Lineage: Eukaryota; Metazoa; Chordata; Mammalia; Rodentia; Cricetidae
Gene: L3mbtl4
Product: L3MBTL histone methyl-lysine binding protein 4
Exons: 15
Coding region: 1-1638 (545 amino acids)
Biological process (GO): regulation of DNA-templated transcription
Cellular component (GO): nucleus
Molecular function (GO): zinc ion binding; protein binding
Source: RefSeq, a predicted model, not a curated record
AUGACGUGGCCCGAGACAUUCCAAAGAGCCCUGGUUGCCGAUGUGUCAAGCCGGAAGAUGGGGCUCGGCUUUAGCACCUGCUGGCAGGAAGAGGAGCAUCUUAGCCUCCAGCCUUCUGUGACUACAGGGGACACCUGGUCCUGGGAACAGUACUUAAGAGACUGGAGUGCUGUGGCUGCACCCAUUGAGCUGUUUUCCAAGGACCAGUCCUCUCCUGAGCAGGAAAAUGGCUUUCAGGUUGGAAUGAGAAUAGAAGGCAUCGAUCCCUGGCAUCCGGCUGUGUUUUGUGGGCUUUCUGUAGCGGAUGUGUGUGGUUACCGGCUGAGCCUGCAUUUUGAUGAUUAUUUGAGCUCCCAUGAUUUUUGGACCAACGCCGGUUCCCCAGGCAUUCACCCAGUGGGGUGGUGUAAAAGGACCAACCAUGAAUUGCACAUCCCAAAGGGUUAUAGGAAAGGUAAAAUUGUUUGGAUGGAUUACUUGAAGGCCUAUAGAUUGCAAAAUGCUCCUAAGAAGUUAUUCAGAAGCAGAAGCGCCAUGAAAAUGGAUUUUACGCAGUUCCAACAGCUCGUCAGAGCGCCUUACGGAAAGACUGAGCCCCAGAGAGCCUUGGGUCACUGGUUUUCCUGGACAGAGUAUCUGGAAGCCAAUCAAGCAAACGCAGUGCCUGCCAGAGUUUUCAACACAAGGGCUCCACAUGGCUUUUUACCAAACAUGAAGCUGGAAGUUGUGGACAAACAAAAUCCCCAGUUAAUUCCUGUUGCCACCAUUGUAGAUGUUGAUGACCACACAGUAAAGAUUCAUUUUGAUGGCUGGCGCCACAAAUAUGGCUACUGGAUGGAUGCUGAUAGCCCUGACAUUCACCCCAUUGGCUGGUGUGACGUGACGGGGCAUCCACUGGAAGUACCACAUGGGGCAAGUGAUGUGAACAUCCUUCCAGGUCAAGCUGUAUGUCCUACCCCUGGGUGCCGAGGAAUAGGCCAUAGCCACAGUGCUUUUGGAUGCCCAUAUUCAGACAUGAACUUGAGGAGGGAGGCAGCACUUCAGGUCCGCCCGAGAGAACAGACACAGACAUAUUUGGAAUCAUAUUCUUCACAUUCCACCUUGGAAAACCUCCACAAUUUGAAUUUCAAUGGAAAAUGUGAAGAAAUGAGCAGUCAAUCCAGACUUGUACAGCAGGCAAAGUGUUUGAAAAUAGUCAAAGGAAAGGAAGACAUUGGCUUGGAUAAUCUCUAUAGAGAGUACCCGGCCGAGCAGGCGCAGCAGGUGCUUCAGCCCUGGAUCUCCGUGGCGGCCAUGUCCACCCACCCUUUCCGAGACCUCCCGCUUGGUUGGGAGCAGCACUGCAAGAUGCUUCCAGGGGUGGCCAGCACCCAAGCAAGCCAAGUGGCCGGGUGGACGGUGGAUCAGGUGGCUGAGUUUGUACAAUCUCUUCUGGGCUGUGAAGAACAUGCCAAGUGCUUCAAGAACGAGCAGAUAGACGGCAAAGCCUUCUUGCUUCUGACCCAGGCAGACAUCGUCAAAGUGAUGAAAAUCAAGCUGGGUCCAGCCCUGAAGAUUUACAAUUCUAUCCUGAUGUUCAGGAACUCCCAGGACAUUACUGAAGAUGAUGUCGCCAUGGGCCAAGAACCCAGGAGAUAA